GUCUUCGGUACGUCGAUAUCAAGCACAGUUCAAAGGGCGCGCCCUAAAGCUUACAUGAAGAGAAAACUUGCAAUUAAUCAGCAUGAUGUUUGUGGUUUUGAUGCUGCACUAAGACAAGUCGUUAAAUACCAAGCUUUGUCUCUGUCUUGAGAUUAGAAUCAUAUUACAACAGUCGAGUAGGGCAAUCAGAUUCCUAAAAGCAUAUAUCCUUCCCAUAAAAACGCCUCUUGUAUCUCUUUCCACAAUGUCUACUACUAUGAGAGCUAUACUUAUUUCUGAGUUCGGUCCUGUUGAGAAUCUGGUCAUCAAAGACGUUCCCAAACCAUCAGCCACAGUCCCAGGUACAGCCCUAAUCCGCGUCAAGGCAUUCGGCAUCAACCACGCAGAAAUGCACAUGCGUCGUGGCGAAUGGGCCGAGUCAGUCCCCAUCAGCGGUAUCGAAUGCGUUGGAACCAUUGAGGACUGCCCGGGAGGUGAGUUUGCUCCCGGGACACCAGUAGCAGCACUUAUGGGUGGCCUCGGUCGGACCAUCCCCGGUAGCUACGCCGAAUAUACCGUCGCAAAUACUAGCAAUAUCGUCGCGUUGGGGGGGCCAGGAGAACGGCUGCCUUUGUCUUGGGCAGAUGCAGCUGCGCUACCUGAAAGCUACGCAACGGCUUGGACGUGUCUAUUCCGAAACCUGAACCUCCAAUGCGGACAGAGGAUUCUCAUCAGGGGUGCUACUUCAUCUUUUGGAAGAGCGGCUAUCAAUCUCGCUGUUGACGCGGGCGCUAUUGUUACAGCAACAUCUCGCAGCGAAGCCAAAUUUGCCAUGCUGCGAGACCUCGGAGUCUCCGAGACAGUCCUCGAAACGCCCGACUUGGGCAAACACCUCCUCAAGAGCCACGGUGUUGAAAAAUUCGAUUCAGUACUGGACUUGGUCGGCAACAGUACAGUUGUUGACUCACUGCAACUAGCCCGUCGAGAUGGACGUGUCUGCCUGGCCGGAUGGCUAGGAGGGUUAGAUCCGAUCAAGGGACCGCCGGGGCCUGACGAGUCGCACGGCUUCAAUCCGCUGCUUCAAAUGGCGAGCGGAGUUCACCUGAGCUUCUUCGGAAGUUUUGUGUUUGGCACCGAGGAGUUCCCAGUAUCUGAUGUUCCCUUGAGGAGUAUUAUGCUCAAGGUAGCUGAUGGGAAGAUUGAUGCAAAGCCAUGGAGGGUGUUUGACUUUGAUGACAUGCAUGCUGCUCAUCGGGCUAUGGAGAAUGGACAGGCAAAUGGGAAAAUGGUAGUUACUGUUGUGUAGUGUUCAAGAAAGGAAAGAUGUACUUGUCUUCGUGCAAAAAUAGCAACAGGUAAUGAUGCAGGGUCAUAAAUACUGCAAUAUGUGUCAAUGGUUCUGAUUA
Messenger RNA from Fusarium redolens, 1385 nucleotides. RefSeq lists its product as uncharacterized. NCBI's taxonomy places the organism in Eukaryota, Fungi, Ascomycota, Sordariomycetes, Hypocreales, Nectriaceae. The transcript has a single exon. Gene Ontology annotation, molecular function: oxidoreductase activity. Bases 245 to 1285 code for a protein of 346 amino acids. The record is from RefSeq and is a predicted model, not a curated record.